AUGACGUACGCCGCGCUCGCGGCAGAGACGGAGGUCAUCGAGAACCUCAGAGAAGUGCUGGACGGCUUGCAGAGCAACAUACGCAAGUCGCUCGAAGACAUGGAGACGGAGUUGAGGCAGCCGCCACCGCCAAGCGUCCUGCAGGGAGCGGCUUCCUACGCCAACAACGUGGCGAGGUCAGCCGUAGCGGUCGCCAUCGACGGUUUCAACAACGCCUCGAGGGUUUUCGACGCGUCUUUCGAGGCGUUGGCGGAGCCUUCCAGGAGGACCCUCCUUCGGUCCACGGAAUUGUUCCCGUGGCAAAGCUGGUACCAGGCCUGGACCAACAUCACGAAGGGCGAGGACAACCUGUUCGCCACCGCCGAGCCGAGGCUCCUCAAGGCUGCCCUCGAAGGCGGCGGCGGCGGCGGCGGCCGCUACCACCACCCCCACUCUCUGGCGGACGACGGGACGCACAACGACGAGGAAGGCCUUGUCGGGGGCUUUGACCCCUCGGCGUUGUUGACAAGCAGCGGUAGCAGCGGGAGGGAUAGGGGUCGCGGUGCCGGGGGUGUAGCCGCGCCCUCGGUGGAGGGGUCUGGUGGGGGAGGGGCGCGGCCCGGGCGUAGAAGAGGUUUGAAGAGGUGGAAGCCGGAGCUUGCGGCGGAAUCUCCAGAGUCCGGAGAGGGGGGGCAGGGGCCUGCCGCGGGUAACGGUAGAGAUGGCUCGAUGGAGCUUCGGAGAAGGAGAUGGAAAGGGUGA
Messenger RNA from Ectocarpus siliculosus, 741 nucleotides. The record is from the annotation of a GenBank genome assembly. NCBI's taxonomy places the organism in Eukaryota, Phaeophyceae, Ectocarpales, Ectocarpaceae.